Molecule: messenger RNA, 1666 nt
Organism: Arachis stenosperma
Lineage: Eukaryota; Viridiplantae; Streptophyta; Magnoliopsida; Fabales; Fabaceae
Product: heat stress transcription factor B-2b
Exons: 3
Coding region: 303-1307 (334 amino acids)
Biological process (GO): regulation of transcription by RNA polymerase II
Cellular component (GO): nucleus
Molecular function (GO): DNA-binding transcription factor activity; RNA polymerase II cis-regulatory region sequence-specific DNA binding
Source: RefSeq, a predicted model, not a curated record
UUUUUUUCUUUCUCGAAGCCACCAGGCCAAGGCUCCUUUUCUCUAUCCUCUAUCACACUAACACCUUCGAAACUUCUGGAAACCACAAAUAACCUAACUCCCUCCCUCCUCUUUCUCAAUGGCCUAACUGGUGAUUAUCUGCUUCAACAGACUCCGACCCUAAUUCAUAUAAACCAAGCGGCGAAACAUCAAAUUCAAACAGUUAGAGCAAUUAACUUCGUCGUUUUUACGAAACUCGGAGGAGCAUAAAUGGCGAGCAGGUAGCUAGAGGUUAAGUUUGCAGAUCUGAAACCAAAGAGCAUAUGACGCCAUUGCCGGUGGAGCAGACGGGCGAAUCAGGGGCGACGGAGUCACAGAGAUCCAUUCCGACGCCGUUUCUGACGAAGACGUACCAGCUGGUGGACGAUCCCUCUGCUGAUGACCUAAUUUCAUGGAACGAAGAUGGCACCACCUUUAUUGUUUGGCGACCAGCUGAAUUCGCUCGAGAUUUGCUUCCCAAGUAUUUCAAGCACAACAACUUCUCCAGCUUCGUUCGCCAGCUCAACACCUACGGAUUUCGCAAGGUCGUACCUGACCGCUGGGAAUUCGCUAAUGAAUGUUUCCGGCGAGGGGAGAAAGGUUUGCUUCGCGACAUACAGAGGCGUAAAAUAUCGCCGGCAGCUGGUGACAAUAACGUGGUGACGGUUGCCAUGGCAGCACCGGGGAGAGUGGUGUCGCCUACGCCGACGAAUUCCGGCGACGAACAGGUACUAUCCUCCAACUCAUCUCCGAUUGCUCCUCCUGCUGCUGCGCAACACAACAAUAAUAGUAAAAAUACAGUGCACCGCACUACCAGUUGCACCAGUGGACCCGAGCUAUUAGAAGAGAACGAGAGGCUUAGGAAAGAGAAUGGUCAAAUGAAAAACGAGUUGAGUCAAUUGAGAGGUUUGUGUAAUAAAAUACUGGCGUUGAUGUCAAACUAUGCUUCUCGUUCUUCAGCGCAAUUACUAGACUCCUCUGCAAGUGGCGUCGCCGCUGCGGUAGUUGAAGGGAAAGUGGCGUUGGAGCUUUUGCCUGAGAAGGGCGUUCCAUGUGCUGUUGACACCGCCGAAGCGGAGGUUCCGAAGUUGUUUGGGGUUUCCAUUGGGAUGAAACGUUCUAGAACCGAAAGCGAGGCUGAAAUUGAAAGAGAAGAUCACAAUCAAACGCAAACACAAAGGAAAACACAGUCAUCACAGGAACCUGAACGCGGGUCAGAUGUGAAAUCUGAGCCGUUGGAUGGGGACGGAUCGGAUGAUCAGGACCCUCGAUGGGUCGAGCUUGGGUAAUAUUGUGUAGAUUUCACGAAUUGGGAAAGGCGGUGUUUGGCUGUUGGUUAGUUGUUAGUAUGCGGCCAAAACCACGCUUGGUAUACAGCAAACCAAAUUUGCCAUAUGUCGGCCACACCACACCGUUGGUGCUGCCAAGUGUGCCAACGAAAUAGGGCGCCCCGGCUGAAAAUUCCAUGUUGGAUGCUGCUGCUGUGAUGUUGCGUUAGCGUGAUUUUUGGUGUGGCUUCAGAUGGAUAAAAACUACAUUUUAGAGAUUACUUAAGUUUGUACAUAUGUAAACUUUAGGUAAUUUAAUUUAAUUGGUGGAAAUUUUUGGUUUUUUUUUAUAUGGAUAGAAGUAGUGUGUAAUAUAUUUU